GACUGUGGGAAGAGAUUCACCUCAUCAGGCAUUAAAAUUCAUCAGAGAACACACACAGGAGAGAAACCUUACAGCUGUGAUCAAUGUGGGAAGAGUUUUACUUCAUCUGGCUCUCUGAAUCUACACCAGAGAACACACACAGGAGAGAAACCUUAUAGCUGUGAUCAAUGUGGGAAGAGUUUUGGUCAAUCUUGCCAUCUGACUCAACACCAGAGAAUACACACAGGAGAGAAACCUUAUAGCUGUGAUCAAUGUGGGAAGAGUUUUGGCCAAUCUUGCCAUCUGACUCAACACCAGAGAAUACACACAGGAGAGAAACCUUAUAGCUGUGAUCAAUGUGGGAAGAGUUUUGGUCAAUCUAGAGAGCUGACAGUGCACCAGAGAAUACACACAGGAGAGAAACCUUAUAGCUGUGGUCAAUGUGGGAAGAGUUUUGGUCAUUCUGGACAGCUGACAGUGCACCAGAGAACACACACAGGAGAGAAACCUUACAGCUGUGAUCAAUGUGGGAUGAGUUAUACUACAUCUGGCUCUCUGAAUCUACACCAGAGAACACACACAGGAGAGAAAUCUUAUAUCUGUGAUCAAUGUGGGAAGAGUUUUGGUCGAUCUUGCCAUCUGACUCAACACCAGAGAAUACACACAGGAGAGAAACCUUACAGCUGUGAUCAGUGUGGGAAUAGUUUUACUACAUCUGGCUCUCUGACUUUACACCGGAGAAUACACACAGGAGAGAAACCUUAUAGCUGUAAUCAAUGUGGGAAGAGUUUUACUACAUCUAGCCAGCUGACUUUACACCAGAGAAUACACACAGGAGAGAAACCUUAUAGCUGUGGUCAAUGUGGGAAGAGUUUUGGUCAAUCUAGCCAGCUGACAUUACACCAGAGAACACACACAGGAGAGAAACCUUAUAGUUGUGGUCAAUGUGGGAAGAGUUUUUGUCAAUCUGGCAAUCUGACAGUGCACCAGAGAACACACACAGGGGAGUAA
Salmo salar (Atlantic salmon) is the source of this 990-nucleotide messenger RNA. RefSeq lists its product as uncharacterized. NCBI's taxonomy places the organism in Eukaryota, Metazoa, Chordata, Actinopteri, Salmoniformes, Salmonidae. The record is from RefSeq and is a predicted model, not a curated record. Gene Ontology annotation, molecular function: RNA polymerase II cis-regulatory region sequence-specific DNA binding; DNA-binding transcription factor activity, RNA polymerase II-specific. Gene Ontology annotation, biological process: regulation of DNA-templated transcription.